AAAAACCAAAAUGGCAUUAAUCAUUCAUCCUCCUCGGGGCACCGCGUUGGCUUGAAAGACUUGACUACCAUUCUCGAGUCUCCUCCGCCCGUCCCAAAAAAACAAACGAAAGGGAAACAGCUCCGAUCCUUUCCGUGUAUCCGCAGCAAACGCUAAAGACCCAGCCGCGCGAACUGCGCACUUGCACCUCUGUUAGCACAUCUCAUUCUGGGGCUGCUAUCGUGCGCACGUAGAAUCGAACACACACACACACACACACAGAAGAGAGAAAGAGAGAUUAAGUCAGUAGUGUGAGAGGAAGAGGAGGAAGAGCAUGGAAGAUCUCUACGUUUGGCUCAUCUCCUUCUUCUUCCUCAUAGCCUUACUUGCCCUGGUUGUUUUCCAGCUGAUGUGUCUAGCGGAUCUAGAGUUUGAUUAUAUCAACCCUUAUGACUCUUCAAACCGGAUAAACAGAGUGAUUCUGCCUGAGUAUAUUGCAGAAGGAGUUCUAGGUGCCUUCUUUCUUCUAACAGGGCAUUGGUGCAUGUCACUGUUUUGUGGUCCAUACCUCUACUAUAAUGUGAAACUGUAUAUGAGAAAGCAGCACCUGGUAGAUGUUACUGAGAUAUUCAAUAUGCUUCACAAAGAAAAGAAGAUCCGGCUUUUCAAACUCUUCUAUCUUGUUUUCCUCCUGUUUCUCUCGAUAUUCUGGAUGAUUCUAACUGCAUUGGAAGACCAUGAAUAAUGAGGGACAACAGCUGCCUUAACGGAUUGUCUGAAUGGUUGCCACUAAUUGCUGCUCCUUAUCAAGAUUGUUGCCACCAAAUCAUGACUGAUGUAGUUUGUGGGAGAUGGGUCAAGGGUUGUAUGAUUGUGUGGGAUGGUAAAUUCAUCGGUAUAGUCUGUGACAUUUUUUCAAACUUCUGUUAUAGCUGUAGUUUCAGGGAUUUAGGGUUGUGUUUUCUUGAUUCAGUAUUCAGACAUUGUGCUGUCUCAAAUAUAAAUCCGUGUUAAUGAACAACGGAUACGUGCAUGCAUUGCAAGCCCC
Molecule: messenger RNA, 1027 nt
Organism: Prunus avium (sweet cherry)
Lineage: Eukaryota; Viridiplantae; Streptophyta; Magnoliopsida; Rosales; Rosaceae
Product: Cornichon family protein
Biological process (GO): vesicle-mediated transport
Source: RefSeq, a predicted model, not a curated record